UAGGAGCACCAUGUCAAAGUCGAACACCAGCACGCCCUGCAAUCCAUAUGACCGCUCGUUCUGACUCCGAGCCCGCAGAGUUCAUUUUACCUGACCUCCUCAGCGAUUGCUACUAGCCAAUCCUCAUUAUGACGCGGUCUUUCGCGUUUCUGAACAAUGGCUGUUUGACGAAGGACGGCUUGUAGAACCUGAAAUUUGUGGGUUACCUCACUGCAGCUUGCUACCCAGAUGCGGAUGCUUUUCAUCUCCGAGUCUGUUCAGGCUUCAUGGACUGGUGGAAAAUAGAUGAAUUUGAUGUUGACAGUGCAUUGGGUAUGCGUGAAUGCUGUAUUUCUGCAUUCCGGGACCAUCAACUGCCAAAUGGACAAACUGCUGGAAAGAUGUGUAAAUUGUACGUCGUUUUUUUUCCAUCACACACACUCCUCGUCGUGUUUAUGUCCUUCAGUAGCUUCAAGGAGAAUACAGACAUUUCUAUCAGAAUCAUGACGAGGGCGUCACCCAGUUGGCGACAGUACUCUCAGUGCACGCGUGGCACUCACCUUAGCCGUGGUUCCUCUGCGACCUACUCAACGAUGCCUCGCUUGCUGCUACAGUUUGAUUUGGCUAAAUUCAUCCGAUAAGACCAAUAGAUGAACUCUUUGCAACUCCAGAGAAGGAACCUUUCUACUCGUUGUAACACGAAAAACGCGUCACAUCAU
This is a messenger RNA of Suillus subaureus, 698 nucleotides long. RefSeq lists its product as uncharacterized. The transcript has a single exon. The coding region runs from base 267 to 620 and encodes 117 amino acids. The record is from RefSeq and is a predicted model, not a curated record. Lineage: Eukaryota; Fungi; Basidiomycota; Agaricomycetes; Boletales; Suillaceae.